Messenger RNA from Penicillium daleae, 1956 nucleotides. RefSeq names its product glycerol kinase. Gene Ontology annotation, molecular function: glycerol kinase activity. Lineage: Eukaryota; Fungi; Ascomycota; Eurotiomycetes; Eurotiales; Aspergillaceae. Gene Ontology annotation, biological process: glycerol metabolic process; glycerol-3-phosphate biosynthetic process; triglyceride metabolic process. Gene Ontology annotation, cellular component: mitochondrion. The transcript is spliced from 4 exons. The coding region runs from base 1 to 1956 and encodes 651 amino acids. The record is from RefSeq and is a predicted model, not a curated record.
AUGCAGCCCUCCGAAAUGUUCGUUGGGUCAAUCGAUCAGGGGACUACCAGCACCCGAUUUCUGAUCUUCAAUCGUGAUGGGGAACCCGUCGCUUCUCAUCAGGUGGAGUUUGGCCAGAUAUACCCACAUCCGGGCUGGCACGAACACGACCCUCUCGAACUCGUCUCAUCCGUGGAAACCUGCAUCGCGGGCGCCGUCCAAUCCUUCGAAAGCCAAGGCCACGCCCGCACCAGCAUCGCCUGCGUGGGAAUCACCAACCAGCGCGAAACAACCGUCGUCUGGGACCACGAAACCGGCGAACCCCUCCACAACGCCAUUGUAUGGACCGAUACACGCUCCCAGUCCAUCGUCUCCGAGCUAAAGACCCGCCCGGGGGCGUCCCACCUCCAAUCCCUCUGCGGCCUCCCGCUAUCAACCUACUCCUCCGCGACAAAGCUGCUCUGGAUGCUGGAGCAUGUGCCCAAGGUGAAAGAUGCUUUUGACCGCGGGACGUUGGCGUUUGGAACCGUCGAUGCCUGGCUGGUUUAUCGUUUGAAUGGUGGCGUUGCGGCGAACGUGUUUGUCUCGGAUUCGACAAACGCGUCGCGGACUAUGUUUGUUAAUCUGGAGACGUUGCAGUAUGAUGAUGCGCUGUUGGAUUUCUUUGGUAUCAAGGGGAAGAUUCAUUUACCGAGGAUUGUCCCCUCAAGUGAUCCCUCUGCGUACGGGGUGAUUGCGAGUGGUGUUCUCGCCCAAGUCCCCAUUAUGGGAUGUUUGGGAGAUCAGUCGUCUGCAUUGGUUGGACAGAAGGGCUUCUCGCCGGGUAUGGCGAAGAAUACCUACGGUACUGGCUGCUUCUUGCUGUAUAACGUGGGCGAGAAGCCAGUGAUCUCGAAACACGGGCUGCUGGCGACGGUAGCGUAUGAUUUUGGUGGGAAGCCCGUUUAUGCGCUGGAGGGCAGCAUUGCGGUGGCCGGAUCUGGGGUCAAAUUCUUGCAGAAUAAUCUGUCAUUUUUCCAGGAUUCGAAGGAGGUGAAUGACUUGGCAUUGACGGUGGAGGAUAAUGGGGGAUGUGUGUUUGUGACUGCGUUUAGUGGGUUAUUUGCGCCCUAUUGGAUUGAUGAUGCCAAAGGGACGAUCUUUGGCAUCACCCAGUAUACGCAAAAGGGCCACAUUGCCCGCGCAACUCUCGAAGCAACCUGCUUCCAGACAAAAGCCAUUCUCGACGCAAUGGAAAAGGACAGUGGGAAAGCCCUUUCCGAGCUCGCUGUGGACGGAGGCAUGAGCAACUCAGACCUAGCAAUGCAGACCCAAGCAGACCUCAUCUCCAUCCCAGUCUACCGCCCCAAAAUGCGCGAGACCACCGCCCUAGGUGCCGCGAUCGCCGCAGGCCUCGCAGUCGGCAUGUGGCGCAACUUUGCCGAAUUACGCGAUAUCAACCGCGCCGGUGGCGCCGUCUUCGAGCCUCAAAUCAGCCGUGAAGAGAGCGCAACUAAAUUCGGUCAGUGGGAGAAAGCCGUGCGUAUGAGCAGAGGCUGGAUUGGUUCAGAUACUACCCAGAAUCAGGACGGAGAUAGGAGUACCGACGGCGAGAAAAAGUCUGUCGCGCACGAAGCUCUGCCUAACAACACGAACAAGGCCACGACAAACGGGCCGCCCACGGCACCGAGCGAGAAUCGGGGUAUGGGUAUUCCCAAAGCUGUCCCGCGACAGAAUGCCUCGCCGCUGGUUUCGGAGCUAGUGACGAGUGGUGGUCUGGGUGCGACAUUGAAGGUGAAGACGAGGACGGCAGCAAAUGGAGAUACAGAUAGAGAUAGGAAUCGGGAUUGGGACUUUUCGCCGGCAAAGACGCCGUUGAUUAGUGUUUCGGGGGAUUUGGAUGAUGCGGAUGAGGAGGAUUUGUUUUUGGAGUUGAGGAAGGUGGAGAUUUUGCAGAAGUUGAAGAAGUUGAGGAAGUUGAAGUUGAGUUAUUUCUAA